AUGCCUCCAGCCACCACUGUUGGACUGUGCACGCAUCAGCCUGGCACCAAGGAAGAGGAAUAUGGCCUUCCUCUGCCUAGUUGCAUCCCUAACCAGCCUUCUGCCUCUUUUCUUUUCCCUUUCUCUUUUUCAGGCGCUCCUUUUCAAAGGUCUCAGCAUCCUCAUGCUACCUCCUGCCGGCACUUCCAUUUGGGCCCCCAGCCUCAGAUUUCUGCAGACUUUCCCCUGCCUCACGCUGUCCAGCCUCACAUGGCAACCACUCACCAGCACAGUGGCCCGCUGCACCCAUCCUUACCGCCUCUGCCUGCCCUGCCAUUCCAGGAUGUGACGGGACCCUCUUUCCUACCUCAGGCCCUUCACCAGCAAUACCUCCUCCAGCAACAGCUCCUUGAAGCCCAACACCGCAGACUCAUGCCUCAUCCCAGGCGGACUCAGGAGCGUAUGUCUGUCCAACCUCAUCGGUUACAUCCAAGCUUCGAAUUUGGCCAUCAACUCCAGACUCCUCAACCUGUGGGACCCCAGCCCAGAUACUUAGCUGAAGGAACAGACUGGGAUCUCAGUGUCGAUGCUGGCCUGACUCCCAACCAGUUCCAGGUCAGGCCAGUUCCACAGCAUUAUCAGCAUUACUUAGCUACGCAAAGGAUGCAUCACUUUCUACGAAACACAUCAUCAACGCAGAUGGUUGUUCAUGAAAUUAGAAACUACCCAUAUCCUCAGCUUCAGCUGCUUGCUCUUCAGGGACUGAAUCCAAACAGACACACUUCUGCUGUGAGGGAAAGUUAUGAAGAGCUCUUGCAACUGGAAGACAGGUUGGGAAAUGUGAACAGGGGAGCUGUCCAAAACACUAUUGAACGGUUCACUUUCCCACACAAGUACAAAAAGAGGAGACCACAGGGAAGCAGAACUGAAAAGGAAGAUGGGGAGGAGUUGGAUACCGAUGAGAAAUGCACAAUCUGUCUCUCAAUGCUUGAAGAUGGCGAGGAUGUGAGGCGUUUACCUUGCAUGCAUCUAUUUCACCAAGUAUGUGUGGAUCAGUGGCUAGCGACCAGCAAGAAAUGCCCCAUCUGUCGAGUGGACAUUGAAACACAGCUUGGAUCAGACAGCUGAAAAGAGUCAAUGUGAGGAGGUGUCCUAUCUCUUUUUGGGUCCUUCUUGGGGCAUACAGUCCCUGCAGCAAAAUGUUUGCCUUCUGAGCCAUUUGAUUAAUUUUGAAGAACGCCUGCAAGCACAUUAACAGAUUAUUAUAAAAAUAAAUAAAUGAAGAAGAAGAAGAAGGAGGAGGAGGAGAAGGAGGAGGAGGAGGAGGAAGAGGAGAAGAUGAUUUGGUGGUUCUUAAUGUCUAGAGGAGAUAGGUGGAAAUCCAAGCAGCCGCUGUAGCCGAAACGCAUGGGGACGUGGCUGGAACGCCGAGCAGAAAAGAGUUAGUUGUGGAAACAAAGGUACCUAGUGUUCUAGUUCUGGCCUCUCAAUCCUGCUUCUCAAAGGGAUUGUAUAUAUAUACCUCUCAAAUAAGUAGAAACACAUUAGGGGUUCUUUAGCUAUUUCUAUGGAUGGCUGCUGAAGCAUGUGCGCUUAAGAAAUGUCGUCUUUUGAUGCCCCGUCAUCUUGUGGUGGAUAUGUUGCUGUUACCUAAUCUGCACCAAACAUUGCAUUGGGGUUUUUGAAAUGCUUUCCUUUAUCCAUAAGAUUCCUUACUUUGGUGCCUAGUGAAAAUCUCAUAUAUAUAUAUAUAUAUAUAUAUAUAUAUAUAUAUAUAUAUAUAUAUGCGCAUACAUGCAUGAAGGAGAGGAUGAAUUAUUUCCUUGCUUUGGUGAAAAGAGGGGGGAAAGUCCUGUUUACACUGAGAAAACAAAAAUUAAAUCUUUCCCCUCCUUUCCCCCUAGCAGAAUGGAUUGAAACGGAAUCAAGUUUGCAGAGAGAAAGAAUGUUAAACACGGGGGUGGGGUUGAGAUAAUCAGAAUGAAAUUUGGUUAGGAGGUGAAACGAGAACAGAAAGUCUCUUUCCUGUGUAUCUGCUGGUGCUGGAUGCAUGAAUCAGAUCACUGUUAGAUUGAAGCUUGCUUUAGUCUCCCAGAUUUGAAUGGUGCACCGCCCAGAAAAAAAGACUACAGCAGGCAGGAGUGGGAACAGUGUGACCCACUGGCUGCAUGGGGGCUCCUUGGACAUUUUUUUGUAGCCCCGAGGGCCCCCCAAGGGGUCAGGAAUAAAUUUGCCAAAUUUUAUUUUGCUCCCAAACGCACCCAAAUGCUCUUUAUGGUGUGUGUCGGGCAUUUCCAAAACUUUUGGAGCUCCCUAGGCUCUCCCGGGGUGAAUCAAAAUUUUUGCAGAAGUAUUUUUUAAAAAGACCUUUAUUUGGCUCAAAUAAUCCCCCAAAAGAGUGUGGUGGACAUAUCCACCAACUUUUGGGCCCACCCUGGGCCAAUUUAAGCCCAAGACAGGACUUUUUUCCAACAUGAAGUAAACUUCUGCACCCUUCAUGCUGUUAUAGAAGGCCUCUCCUGGGCCUGAAAUGUUUCAGGAAGGCUGAAAAUAUAUUGAAAAUACACCUUAUUCUCUACAGAGCAUUUGGGGGAUAAAAAAUGAUUUUGUUGUUGUAGGAAUGGGUGAAGUGGGGUGCAGCCCUCCAAGGUUUCCUGGAGGGCUAAGGUAGCCCCCUACCAUUCCACAGUUGCCCACCUCAAAUUAGGGUCUUUCUUUACAAGCUGUCUCAGAGUUUUCUAUUCUUCUGGGCAUUUCUGCCAAUGGGACCCAAAGUCCACCCACAGAAAAUAAUUUGGGAGCAAUUACUCAUUUGAUACCCUCCUUUUGCAACAAUAGAAGCAUUGUUUGCCUCCCAAAUCAAGAUGGUUGCCUUUCUAUUGGUAGUGAAUGCCUGGGAUUUCCUAUCUGGAAGGGGUGACUUUAGGAAUAAUUGGCUGAAGGGCCAUUUUACCAAUGCACCAAGUGACUGGGAAGGAGAAGCAGCCUUAAUCUAGACUUGUGCAUGGGCGGGCUGGAUGUUUAAACCUGUGAGUUAUGCUAGUAGAGGAUUGUACCCGUAGGAACUAGCUGGAAGAUAAACUGAAAAGGCCACGAGAAAUGAAUGAUGCCUUCUUUUGACACAAAAGAAAAGCACAAGUCCCAUUCUCCAAAGCAUCCAGAAUGGGACCUAUAGGCCAUAUCUUGCCUGUUCUUCUUUCUACCUUAAAUUCCUAAUCUUGCACAAGGCAAAGUAUGGAAUUGUCUAUUAAAUCCCAUAAACUCUUCCAGAAGUGUUCCUGUAUCUUAACUGUCUCUGCAUCCCCGAGAAUAAGGAAAGGUCAGGGAACGACUGUGCAAAGCUGCUGUCUCCUUUUCUUCCAAAUCUUUGUGAUGUAUCCCCACCCUAUCCCUCAUUUUUUUGGAGAGUUCAGAAAGAAAGAAUCUAACACACACACCCCCCAACCCAACAAUUAUCACUCCAGAAAAACUGGGCAAUGUUUGUUUUAAGCUCCUCUGUUUUAGUGGUUCUUUCUGCAGUGUCCUAUAGCUGUGGAUAGUAACACAAUGGAAAACCAAAGACAUUUGAGUCCAGCUGUACAUGGCAAAAUGUUUUCACAAUCUUACUGUUUGGGACAUGGAAUAAAUUUUAGGUUUCUGAAAAAUUAUUGGCUUAAGCUCUGGUCCUGAUGGAAAAUGCCAAUGUACUUAUAAAGUCAAACCAUAAAUAAUGGUUGGUGCAGAGUAAAUGAAUGUAGUAAUACUAGCUCAGACACCAUCAUCAUUGCCACCAUAUCCUGAACCUGGUUUUGAAACCAUCACUACAUAAUGUGCCCACUGGCCUAAACCAUUUUGUUAAAUCCUGACUAGAUGGAGAACCAUUGAAUCAAUAGGAUUCACCUCUCCAUUGACUCACAAGUCAACAGUUGAUUCAGUGGGUUCACUAUAGUUAGGACUGACCAGCAGGAUUUUUUUUUUUAAGGUAAGUGGGAUGGGGUGAGGUUGUCAGUGGAAAUAAGGGGAAGAGCUCCUAUUCUGUGUAGAAGAGGGAAUAUCAGCAGUGGUGGCUUGUAUGACAACCAACACCUGCUGAAAUUCUCAUUUUCUACAAUUGCUAAGGGGACAGGAACUCAUUCCCUUAAGAGAGUCAGUGUGGUGUAGUGGUUUGAGCAUUUGACUACAACUCUGGAGGUUCAAGUUCUGCUCUG
Molecule: messenger RNA, 4166 nt
Organism: Sceloporus undulatus (fence lizard)
Lineage: Eukaryota; Metazoa; Chordata; Lepidosauria; Squamata; Phrynosomatidae
Gene: ARK2C
Product: ring finger protein 165
Exons: 8
Coding region: 1-1107 (368 amino acids)
Biological process (GO): motor neuron axon guidance; positive regulation of BMP signaling pathway
Molecular function (GO): ubiquitin protein ligase activity; zinc ion binding
Source: RefSeq, a predicted model, not a curated record